AUGGUGAAUAGACUAGAGAGCUCUAGAGGGCCAAAAGUCAAGACUGGCAUAAUGCUGCUAAACAUGGGAGGGCCGAGCGAUUUGGAUGUGGUGCAAGACUUUCUACACCGACUCUUCAGUGAUAAGGAUCUCAUACCGCUCCCCUUUCAGAUAAGCUUGUCCUGGAUUGCGAGAAGACGCACACCAAAAAUUCAGCAAUACUACAGAGAAUCGGGGGCCCUAUUCUGGACAGACAUUCAGGGUCAGGGUUUGGUUGACAAACUGGAUACAAUGUGUCCCGAGACAGCACCACACAAGUUUUAUGUUGGUUUUAGAUAUGUCAGCCCAUUAACAGAAGAUGCAAUAGAGCAAAUGGAAAGUGAUAUGGUGGAACAUGCUAUUGCCUUUACCCAGUAUCCACAAUACAGCUGUUCCACAACUGGUAGCAGUCUUAACACCAUCUAUAGGCACUAUAGGAACCGAGCUGAUCCAUCGCGCUUGACGUGGAGUGUCAUUGAUCGAUGGCCUACCUUUCCUGGCCUUGUAGAGGCAGUGUCUGAUUCCAUCAAAAAAGAACUGCUGAAGUUUCCGGCUGAUAUCAGAGAUGAUGUAGUGAUUAUAUUCUCUGCACAUUCUCUCCCAAUGUCACUACUAACAGAGAAACAUAUUUCUGCACAGGUUGGUCCGUCCCCGUGGCUGGUUCCAUCGACGACUGAUGUCAUGAAGGGUCUUGUUAAGCAGGGUAGGCGCGACCAGCUGCUGGUGCCGAUCGCCUUUACAUCAGACCACAUCGAAACUCUGCACGAGCUGGACAUUGAGUAUGCUGUCGACUACGCUGCGGAGAUUGGAGCUAGAGAGGUGAGACGUGCUGAAGCUCUAAAUGACAGCCCUAUAUUCAUUCAGGCACUUGCUGACAUCUGCAAGACCCACUUGAUGUCAGACAAGCUCAGCUCCCCACAACUGAUGUUGCGAUGCCCUGGCUGCAGAAACAAGGACUGUGGAGGGAUGAGGCAGUUCUUCAAGAACCAAUGGCACAAUUUAUUAGAUUAGUGUGUUGCUCCUAUAGUAAUGGAACAUACAUUACUCGCGUACUGUGGGUUCUCUUUCAGAUGUUUGCGAAUCUGUGAGAACGUCUGAUCUGGACGAAAUGGUAGUGUUGAUCGAGCUUGUAGUCCACUGAUCUCUAGCAAGGAGUUGGGUCAAAGAAAAGUGUUUUAAGAUAGCCAGGAAUUUACACAGCAUAGCGCCGAUAAAUAUUUUAUUUUAUAUAUGGGGUAGAUGUAUCUGGGUGUCUUCUCUUUGCAGCAAAUGGAGAAUGAGGUGGUUCGUUGAGUGCUGGUGUCUUUAAUUCACCUAAAUUAACUUCAGAGAGCUAUUUGAGUACAUACGAUCUGUCAAAAUAUCCGUCCAUGCAAACAUGAUUAGGAAAUCAUUGUUUUUUGUGGUCAAUGUUGCAAACGAAAAUAAGCGAAUGAUAAUGUUGAAACCUUUUCUCAUUGUUGACGAUUUCAUGGAAAAUCUUUACAAUGGUGGUAUAGUAUGGAAUCGUAGGGCAGUAAUAGGGUGGCGUUAUUCUUUUUCGUUAUUACUAAAUACGUGUAUAUAUGUGUACGCUCUCAUGUUUCAUUUAAUGUUGUCACAAACACUAUGCUAAUUAUUUCAGGAGGACUCAAAUUUAAAUUUAUAAUGGUAAUCUUAUGACCUGAUUAUAUAAUACUCACCACUCAGGUACAUGCAUAACGCCGGUAUAUUAAUAAUAUAUUAUGGUCAUUGUAAUUUGGUUAUGAGAUCGUUGACUUGAUUAUAUCUACUGGUGUAUGGAAUCAUAAGAUCAAGGUUAAAAACUUACUGUAAUACGGCUUAAAGUAGCUUAUUAAAUCACCAUGAGUUUCUAUUCUUGAA
Priapulus caudatus is the source of this 1881-nucleotide messenger RNA. RefSeq names its product ferrochelatase, mitochondrial-like. The record is from RefSeq and is a predicted model, not a curated record. NCBI's taxonomy places the organism in Eukaryota, Metazoa, Priapulida, Priapulimorpha, Priapulimorphida, Priapulidae. Gene Ontology annotation, molecular function: protoporphyrin ferrochelatase activity. Gene Ontology annotation, biological process: heme biosynthetic process.